AUGGCCUCCGUCCGCACAAAGCCCGACGUCGAGUCGUCCUCGCCCCCCGCUGGCGAUGCCGCGUCCAAGGACUCGUGCGAAAAGGUCAAGAGAAAGCGACAGUCCCAGAGCUGUGAUGCCUGUCGUGCACGCAAGGUAAGGUGUGCCCGCGAAAACCCCGACGACCCCAAGCAAUCCUGCAAACACUGCAUCGCACUAGGCAUCGCGUGCACCUACGACUACCAACCCAAAAAGAGGGGGCCUCCCAACCUCUACCUCAGAAGGCUCCAGGAGGCUGCAGCCGCAGCCGCCGCCCAGCAGGAUAGCCAAGGCCCCUCCGAGAUGACUUCCCCCGUCUCCGCCUCACACACCGCUGCAAGUCCGACCCAGACCAUCUCGCCCUCCACCCAGGGCGGCCUUGCGUCCUUCCUCGAGCCGUCCCUUAGCCCCGUUCCGUCCAUGCACACCACCGCCCUCACCCCUUCGCGCUAUCCCAUCGCCGCAGACGGCUUCCACAAUCAGUUUUCCCCCAUCCCGCCCCUCGGCACCUCGUACGCCCCCUCCCGUGACGACUCCCAGUCUUUCGCAUCUCCUCACGACCAGUUCAGUACUUAUCCACUCUACAACUGGUCCUUCCGGCAACACCAGGCCAUCCCAAUACCACCCCCAACAUCGAUACCCCCUCUGUCCUAUUAUUAUCGUCCCCACCGUCUCGAGGAUGUCGCUCCGCGGGAAACUAUCCUUCUCAUCCUCGCCUUAUUCUUCGAUUUCGUUUAUCCACUGACCCCGUGCGUUCACAAGCCGUCCUUCAUGGCCGACGUCCAUUCCCAUCGCGAGGAGCGAGAUCCGCUCUUCUUUGCUCUCGUAAUGUCUACUGUGGCCUCGACGCUCGUCCAAGUGCCCAGAUCUUAUCUCCCCAUGGAGCGUCAUGCCGUGCGCAAGCUCGCUCAGACCUGCCACGAAGCCAGUCGACACAUUUCCGUCGCAUCAUAUGAUCCGCCUUCGGUCAUGCACGUUGUCAUCCGCUACUUUGACACCGUAUAUCAUUUCUGCGAAGGCCAUGAUGCGACGCAGCAUGCGGCGUUCGGCGAGGCGGCUCAUAUCGCAAUCACUCUUCGCAUGCACGAGGAGUCAUCUUAUGAAGGACUAGACCUCAUCGAAUGCGAAGUGCGACGUCGGACGUUUUGGCUCCUCUUCGGAGCCGACAAGUCCAUGUCGAUCUUGCUGGGGCGUCCGAUCUGCCUUCGAGAUGAGGACACCACGUGCAAUUUUCCGCGCGAGCUGGAUGACGAGUACAUCACGCACAGUGCCUACCUUCCGCAGCCACAGGGCAAGACGGCUAUUGUCUCCGGCCUCAACUAUAUCUCACGAAUCUUUGCUCUUCUGGGCGAAAUUCUCGUACGAAUCCGGGUGGAUAAGCGAUCUCCCCCUCAAGGCCAGUUCCUCACCGCGCGGCUCGAAGAGGUGGAGGCGCUCCAUGCGCGUAUCCUCGCUGCGCUCGUACAUGCCCCGGAACCGCUUUGUCUCAAGUACGUACACUCACAUACCCAUGUUCCCCCGGAGUACGGUGGUGCGGGCUUCCGUCAGGCCACCUUUGCGGAGGUCAAAGACUUCUUCGACAACCCGAACGCAUCGCGUGCGAACGCGCUCAACCCGUUCCUCGUGAUGCAGUCCAAUGUGUACGUUACACAGCAACUGGUCCGGUUUGUGAUUGAGCAGUACCGCGACGAGCUGAUGACGUCGCUGCAAGGGAGCAUCGAUGAGCGUCGGGUGGCCGAAGAAAGGGAGUCUGUGGCUAGCGAGCUGCUGAAUAUCCUGCACAGCAUCCCUAUCCAGUCAAUUGCUACGAACGGGCCUUCGCUGGUACACAAAGUCCGCUUCGUCGCAUCAACGCUGCUUGACGCUGUGCGCAAGGCGGAGACUGCGCCAGCAUCGGCUGCGCGUGCCCACGCUUACCUGUGGGACUUCCUGUCGAUUCUGUCAGAAAUUGAGCGGAAUUACCUGCUCGAUGACGAUAGAGAUGCGGCGUCCAGUGCGGACGGGCUGCCUCUGAUGACCACGAACUGA
Molecule: messenger RNA, 2046 nt
Organism: Fibroporia radiculosa
Lineage: Eukaryota; Fungi; Basidiomycota; Agaricomycetes; Polyporales; Fibroporiaceae
Exons: 12
Coding region: 1-2046 (681 amino acids)
Biological process (GO): DNA-templated transcription; regulation of DNA-templated transcription
Molecular function (GO): zinc ion binding; DNA-binding transcription factor activity, RNA polymerase II-specific; DNA binding
Source: RefSeq, a predicted model, not a curated record